AUGAGGCAGGAAGUUAUCAAGGUCAAGGUCGAGGUAGGAGCCCUUUGCCUCAAUGACAUUCUUUCCUUGUUCAAAACCGAGUGCCUCCUCUUCAUCCAUGGCCGCCUGAAUUUCUUUCUUUCUUUCUCACAACAUACCCAUAACAUAUCAACACCAACACUCUUUUUCGACAUUCUAAAAAUCAUCGCACUCGUGUUUAUCGCCUUCAACAUGUCUCGUCGAUCACCUGGACAGCAGCCGCUUGCCUGGUACCGGGACUCAUAUCCAGAUGUCGAACUACAAGACCGUCGCGAUUCUGAAGCGGACGAAGAGAGAAUAUACGAGCUCGAAUACAGGACACACCGAGUCACGCGCUUCCAAUGCUGCCGCUGCGACGAUUCCAAAGAAAAUUGCUUUGUCUCAGAUAAACGUUGCUACAACUGCACGUUCAGACUCUCAUGGCAACUAGCAACACUCGAUGACAAGUCUCUACAAGAAAUAUACGCUAGAACGUAUGACAACUAUGAUGCGAAGCUGGAGAAAAGGACACUGGCUACGGGCCGUCGACACUACUUCCAACUGGAUUCACUCGCCAUCCGUAUUAACUCUCGCCUGGUUUUGCCUAUGUCUGCGGCUGGUCUAUACCAUAUACAAGACCUGCAAGCCGAGAGAAGAAGGACGCACGAACCGCAAAUAGUUACUGGCCCCGUGGGAAUUGACCCAUUGAUGAUCCCAAACACUGGGCCGCCAAGCAUCUAUAAUGGGGAGUAUUGGGCUAACGCGCAAUCAUUUCUCCGGAUACUUCAAAGACGGUCACACGACCGUUCGGAAACCAACGCAGAAGUCUGGCUCGCUAGGAUGAUGGCGAGGAGAAGGAUGAAGAUGAUGAUGAUGUAG
Fusarium venenatum is the source of this 876-nucleotide messenger RNA. RefSeq lists its product as uncharacterized. NCBI's taxonomy places the organism in Eukaryota, Fungi, Ascomycota, Sordariomycetes, Hypocreales, Nectriaceae. The record is from RefSeq and is a predicted model, not a curated record.